Arabidopsis lyrata subsp. lyrata is the source of this 1249-nucleotide messenger RNA. RefSeq lists its product as uncharacterized. Bases 447 to 1157 code for a protein of 236 amino acids. The transcript is spliced from 6 exons. The record is from RefSeq and is a predicted model, not a curated record. Lineage: Eukaryota; Viridiplantae; Streptophyta; Magnoliopsida; Brassicales; Brassicaceae. Gene Ontology annotation, biological process: COPI coating of Golgi vesicle.
GCGGGCCGCCCGCGGGCUUGCCCAGUCCAAAUGCACGCGGGCGGGCUAUGGUCCAGACCAAAAACGAAACGGUCUAAUUGGGCUUACGACUUGUUUUGUCCGCGGACAUAAUGGGCGCGACCAAAUGGACAUUGGGCUUGCCCAAAUUUGUAAAAAUCAAGGGUUUUAAGAUUUGGGGAAAAUUUUCCAAAUCCCUAACUCUCUUCUCAUUUCACAUCUCCGCUCUCUAUCGACUUCUUCUCUUCAUCGAAUUCACCUCUCCAUCUCUUCAUCUCUCUGCUCCAUCUCGAAUUGCUUCAUAUUAAUCUCCAUCUCUUUAUAUAUCUGCUUCAUAGCUCCUCGAUCUCUACCACUUCCUUUCCGAAGCAAGUCUUUUUCGCAAAAGGGUAGUCUCUUUGUCUUGCAGGAAAAAUGAAUAUGCCCCUAGGGUUAACAAAACAGACGUGAUGAAGAGAGGAAGCGAAAAUAACAACCACGAGACCAAACCAUCGCCAACACGACGUCUUCGCUGCAGUGAAAUCUCCCCCGGGGAAAAUUCCGGCGAUAUCACUAUUCCUACGGAUCUAGCGUUUAUGAAACCUAUAUGUGAAAAAAGGACAGGAUCAAUCGGUGGUCUUGGUGUACGGAAGCUUAAUACUAAGGUUGAGGAAUCGUAUGAAGCAAGAAAGAAGUUUCCAAACGCCAAGUCCAUAUCCUCUGCUCAGUUUUUGGGGGAUCAGAAUAAAGCUUCUGAUCUUGAAUCAGAAUUUACACUUGAGAAGUUGUCGAAUGAUUUCUCAUCAUUAGUGUGCAAAACGAAGGAGAGGCUCGGAACUUUGGGCUCUGUUAUCACUGGUCUAAAAAAUGGUAUAUUCCCCAGGAAACCAGGUAAUCCUGACGAUAUUAAAGCCCUUCGUAGGGAUGUGACAGAUUUGAUGCAUAAAUUACGUAGCGAAGAUGCUCAUGCCAUCCCUUGGGACACCCGUAUGAAAUGGGUCGAAAAAGUCUGUGACCAACUCGUAGAAGUUACAUUAGGCGUUGAUCUAGCAGGGGGUCUUGGACCGACAGUUUAUACACUCCGAGAAGAUGCAUGGGAUUUGUCGGAACAACUUAUCAUUGAGAGAGAUAGAGAGCGCGCGAGGCGAGAGAGAGAGAGUUCAAACUCGUGUAGUAAAUAAACCGAAUCAAAACGUUUCUAAGAAUGCUUAACAACUUCUAGUGUAUUUUCUUUUUUCUUUUGUUUGAGUCAAAGUUUCCAGUUUACUUCAUA